Molecule: messenger RNA, 702 nt
Organism: Mya arenaria
Lineage: Eukaryota; Metazoa; Mollusca; Bivalvia; Myida; Myidae
Product: trafficking protein particle complex subunit 1-like
Exons: 4
Coding region: 41-487 (148 amino acids)
Biological process (GO): endoplasmic reticulum to Golgi vesicle-mediated transport
Cellular component (GO): TRAPP complex
Source: RefSeq, a predicted model, not a curated record
GUAACAAGAAGUGUUGUCUGCUACCCUAUAACUCCCAAAUAUGACGAUUUACAAUUUAUACAUUUUUGACAGAAAUGGAACGUGUUUGCACUACGCUGAAUGGAACAGGAAAAAAGAAUCAGGAAUGCCAAGAGAAGAAGAAUACAAGCUGAUGUAUGGUAUGCUGUUUUCCAUCAAGUCAUUCGUGAGCAGAAUAAGUCCCACUGAUGUCAAAGAUGGGUUCUUAAACUUUAAGACAAGCAAGUACAAACUGCAUUUUUAUGAGACAGCCAGUGGGUUGAAGAUUGUGCUGAACACAGACUUGAAGGUUGACAGUGUCAAGGACAUUCUCCAUGAAAUCUACAAAAAUAUCUAUGUGGAAUAUGUAGUGAAGAAUCCAGUAUGUGAGCUGAGCCAACCUAUUGAGACAGAACUGUUUAAACAAAAGCUGGACGAGUACAUUCGAGGUCUUUCAAUAUUUGCCACCAAGGUUUCACAAGUAGACUAAGUUUGAGUGUAUGGUGAACAGUUAGCGAAUGAAUAUCAUUAUGAUCAGGUUUUGUUAGUUGUGUUUAAUUCGUGUGUAUAUUUUGUUUCAUUUUUGUACUGGUAUGUGGAUUCAUACUCGUAUCUGUAAACAUUUGUAAGUGCAAUAUGUUGACCUUGAUGAUUGUUUGUAUAUAUGUGAUGAGAAUUUUCAAAUUAAACCAAUAUGUACACACA